Molecule: messenger RNA, 2532 nt
Organism: Pangasianodon hypophthalmus (striped catfish)
Lineage: Eukaryota; Metazoa; Chordata; Actinopteri; Siluriformes; Pangasiidae
Gene: rab39bb
Product: RAB39B, member RAS oncogene family b
Exons: 3
Coding region: 462-1103 (213 amino acids)
Biological process (GO): Rab protein signal transduction
Cellular component (GO): Golgi membrane
Molecular function (GO): GTPase activity; GTP binding
Source: RefSeq, a predicted model, not a curated record
CUGCGCCUCUCUUCGUUGGUUUACGGUAGUGGUGCUGAUGCGGGAUGAGUCAGGCUGUGUGAUGUCUCUGAUACUGCUGCCAUUUCAUCAGCACAAUUUCCAAACAUUUCGCUGUGUCCAAAGCGUGGAGGGAUCCACACACCCCGGAAAGGCGUCAUGACUGCUUUGACUUCUUAAUGUCUGGGAUUUCUGCGAGAACUGUUCUGCCUGCGCAGAUUUAAAGAGCCACGUUGCGUUGGUGUGAUUAUAUCUGUUUACUACACUGUAGUAGCUUCCCGGUGUCCUCUGAUCUCUGCUGUGAUCGCUGAGCUGUUAAAGAGUAAGGAGAGACUGAACAGGGUGUGUAUGUGCUGCUUUGGCUCGUGAUGUGUGUGUGCGCUUUCUAGAAAGUCCAUCAUCCUGUUAGGACCAUGGCAUUUGGGUUUACUAAGCUCUGAUCAACCCGACCAGACGCCAUAGACAUGGAGACAAUAUGGCUUUACCAGUUUCGCCUGAUCGUCAUCGGUGACUCCACGGUUGGUAAAUCGUGUUUGAUCAGGCGCUUCACAGAGGGGCGGUUUGCACAAGUGUCUGACCCUACAGUUGGUGUGGAUUUUUUCUCUCGCCUGGUUGAGAUUGAGCCGGGGAAACGCAUAAAGCUCCAGAUAUGGGAUACGGCGGGUCAGGAGCGCUUCAGGUCCAUUACUAGAGCGUACUACCGUAAUUCAGUGGGAGGUCUGCUGCUGUUCGAUAUCACAAACCGCCGCUCAUUUCAGAAUGUUCGCGAGUGGCUGGAGGAGGCGCGCAGCCAUGUGCAACCACACACCAUCGUCUUCCUGCUGGUAGGCCACAAGUGUGAUCUGGAGGUGCAGCGGCAGGUCUCCCGGCAUGAGGCUGAGAAGCUGGCGGCUGUUUACGGCAUGCGCUAUGUGGAGACUUCAGCAUGCGAUGCCAUCAACGUAGAGCGGGCGUUCACCGAGCUGACGCGUGACAUCUUUGAGCUGGUCAAACAUGGAGACAUCACCAUUCAGGAAGACUGGGAGGGUGUGCGGAGUGGCUUCGUGCCCAACGUGGUGCACUCAUCCGAGGAGGUAACGAAGAAUGAACGCCGGUGCUUCUGCUGAGCCACCUGGAACCCUAGCAUUCAGACUCAAAACUUCAGAUCUCUCAGAAUAGAAGGGCAAACUUCAAUCCUCACUUAUGACAUUACUCCUUCCCUGCCUGCUGAAUGGUCCCGAGCCUCUACCCUCUGGUUCUCCACUAGUUACUGCUCCUUAUAGCUAACCAUUUACAAGACUAACAAGACAAUGAACACUGACACACAUUUCAGCUCCUUCAGCCUCUUCUAAAAAAAAAAAAAAAAAAAAAAACCCUUAGUCCAGCACCUUACACAUCUGUCAAUCACUUGAAAGCCAUGACAUGUUUCCCUUGAGGGUAAACAGCCUUUAGAGACUGGGUCUUCUCUAGACAUGCACAGACAUUUCCAUCAGAGAAUAGCCAAAGGCGAGGACUUGAAAUGAACUACUGAGCUCAGAAUGCUGAAAUGCUGCUUGAGACUGGACUACUUAUUCUUUGGUUGAGGUAUAUAUGUGGCAUAUCAAAGGUAAAAUGAAAAAAAUUGGUGUAUUGCAAUAUACCACAUAACACAGAAACCACGCCUGAAUAUUAAGAUGAAAAAUCAACAUUCAUAUCAACAAAGUCCUGCCUGUUUUUUUUUUUUUUUUUUUUUUUGGACACAUUGAACUUGUUUGAGCAAAACCUGUUGCUUAAUGUACAACAUUUAAGAUGAAUCAUAAACUUGUGCUUUUGUUAACUCACCAAAGGGAUUUAUGUAAGCUUGUAAAUAAAAAGAAAGAGGAACGUGGAAAUGAGGUGCACUAUGACAAAUACCGUUACACAUCUCCAUCAUGAAAAAGGAAAUAUUUUUAAACCGUAAUCCUUUAAGGCGCUUUAUGUAUGUUAUACAGUAAAUUUCACCCCUAACCAUGUUAUAUGGGCAAUUGGCUUGCACUGUUAUUUUUACAAACACCCUUUUGAACCCCAUCAUACCAACUACACUAACAAGCUUCAUCCCCAUUCCAAGUCCAAAUAGACAUUUAUAAAAGUAAAAUGUUGAUUCUUGGCAUCCCAAUAAUUUCAUCAGAAAUUGCUCUCUCAAGCACAUCUAAUUGGACCAGGCUAUAGUACACAUUGCUGCUUUGACUGAAUGAAGUCUGUUAUUCUUAAUGCUGCACAAUAUAAUAUUGCAUGGUAAUAAUGAUCACAAUAUUGUCCUCUACAAUAUGACAACUGAACAGACAGCAAUUGUUGCAUUUUGUUUAGUGAUUUAUCCAUAUUGUGCAGCUUUAGCCAUAGUGCUGGAUUCAAUCCCGUCAAUUAAAUCCUUGCAGCAUUGGCGCACAUUUGGAUUUGGGCUUCAGUCUCGGUUUGUUUUCCGGUGCAAGUGAAUCUGAGCUCAUGAAGACUGAAAUAUUAAUGAUGAGUGUACCUACAAAUAGUUGUAAAACACUCUGUACCUCUUUAUCAGAACCUGAUGUACUACAGAUUAAAAUA